This is a messenger RNA of Apiotrichum porosum, 1437 nucleotides long. RefSeq lists its product as uncharacterized. Gene Ontology annotation, biological process: transmembrane transport. The transcript is spliced from 6 exons. Bases 1 to 1437 code for a protein of 478 amino acids. Gene Ontology annotation, molecular function: transmembrane transporter activity. The record is from RefSeq and is a predicted model, not a curated record. Gene Ontology annotation, cellular component: fungal-type vacuole membrane. NCBI's taxonomy places the organism in Eukaryota, Fungi, Basidiomycota, Tremellomycetes, Trichosporonales, Trichosporonaceae.
AUGAGCCCAACGCGCUCACGAACCUCGUUAGAGUCCGCACGCACUGGCAUUGGCAUCUCGGCGGAGCCGGAUCCACCAGAGCCCGGCGAUCUCGAGCGGCCGUUUACUGGCGUGCCCCUGGAUGUUGGCCCGCCCCCAGACGGCGGCCGGGAGGCCUGGCUUUGCGUUGCGGGCACAUUCCUACAGCUCUUCACUGUGUUUGGCCUCAUAACGAGCGCUGGUGUCUUGAUCACAUACUACAGCGAACAUCAGCUCAAGCAGUAUUCAAGAUCGCAGAUCGCAUGGAUUUCGUCCAUUCAGCCAUUCAUCGUGUUCGGAUUUGCGCUAUGGACUGGACGAUACUUUGACAUUCACGGCGCCCGUCGCCUGACCAUUGCUGGUACCGUCAUCGCGUUUGCUGCUGUCGUCGGCAUUGCAUUCUCCCAACAGUACUACGGCUUCUUCCUGUCUCACGCGGCAUUUGCCUUCUCCGGCACUCUCAUCUACGCACCAGCGACGGCCGUGGCUGGUCACUGGUUCCUCAGGCGCCGGAGCACCGCCGUGGGCAUCAUUGUUGGCGGAUCGGGCCUAGGGGGCGUCAUCUACCCCAUCAUGAUCACCCAACUGGUUAAGAGACUAUCCUUCCGGGACACCAUGCUCAUUGUUGCAUGCUUCAACCUUGCACUCAUGUUCCCGGCUUGCUUCUGGGUCAAGGCCCGCUUGCCCCCUCGUCAUCCACCUCCGCUCAAGACUCUGAAGCGCCCAUUGACUGAAGUCCGCUUCGUCUUCCUGGUCAUUGGCACUGGCCUGUAUGGAUGUAACAUCCUCACACCAUACUUCAACGCUCAGGCCCUUGCCGUGUCCAACGACUGCUCACCGUCGAUCACCAACUACGCCGUGGCCAUCCUCCAGGCGGGUAGUUUCGUCGGGCGAGUGGUUGCUGGGAUCAUGGCCGACCGGUUCGGCGUAUGGAACGUAUUCGGGUGCAUCCCGUUCCUCACGUCCAUUACGAUGUUCGCAUUCUGGACGCCACCGAAUGUGGGUGACGCACCAACCUUACUGGGCCUGCUCUUCUACGGAAUCUUCUCCGGCGGAUGGUUCACGGUCGCGGCUUCAGCCACGGCUGUCAUUUCGCCCGUCACUGAGAUCGGCAUGCGCAUUGGUAUGAUGUGGUCCAGCGUCGCUCUUCCUGGCUUAAUUGGCCCAGUUAUCAGUGGUGAACUCAUCACGGUCGGAAAUGCCAAGUUCACCUACGCUGGUAUCUUUUGCGGGUUCACCUUCUUGCUCUCUGGUAUCCUCACCAUUGCGCCUCCAUUGAAGAACUGGGUGCUGGAGCGUUGCGGUGUACGGCCUAAAGUCGAAGAGGAGUUGGACCCAGAGGCAACGCUGCCAACUGAGGGCCAGGUGGAAGCAAAGCACACGGACGUUAAUAUGGACGAGGUCAAUCAGAAGCUCUAG